GACCAGACACGCGGUUAACGAGCCCUACAGCAUCUUUUCCCGUCGCAUGAAGAUAUGGAUCACCAUCAUGGCAACCGUGGCCAGUGUGGUGUCUCCAAUGACUGCACACAUCUACUUUCCGGCACUGGAUGCCAUAGCCGAAGAGCUCAACGUCACCAUUUCGCUCAUCAACCUCACCUUGACAUCCUACAUGAUCUUCCAGGGCAUCUCGCCAACGAUAUUUGGUGAUUUUGGCGACAUGGCCGGCCGUCGACCCGCUUUUAUCGUGGCCUUCGUCAUCUACCUUUUUGCCAACAUUGGCCUCGCCGUGCAACGCGACUACGCAGCCCUCCUUGUAUUGCGAUGCCUCCAGUCAGCUGGAAGCAGUGGUACCCUUGCUCUCUCGUACGCCGUCGUUGCGGACAUCACGCCAACCGCCGAGAGGGGGAAGUACAUGGGCUUUGUCAGUGUCGGAAUCAACAUAGGGCCGGCCAUUGGUCCGGUGAUAGGGGGGUUGUUGACUCAAUACCUGGGGUGGCCAUCUAUUUUCUGGUUCUGUGCCAUCUUCGUUGCGGUAUGGCUGAUUCCAUGGGUUGCCACGAUUCCCGAGAUGUGUCGAAACGUCGUUGGAAAUGGGACUAUUCCACCCCAAUCAUGGAACAUCACCUUGGUCGAGUUUCUGAAGAGAAGGAAAUCGGGCGAGAAACCAGAACCUGGGCCCAAGAGAAAGAUGCGGAUUCCCAAUCCCCUUGGCACUUUACUCAUCACUUUCGACAAGCAGAUGAGUCAGAUCCUACUUAUUGCAGCCAUCAUUUACUGCAAUUUCAUUCUCGUGGCGGCUACUCUGUCGACGCUGUUCACAGAAAUAUACAACUACAACGAGUUGGAGGUCGGGCUAUGCUUCCUGCCAUACGGCCUCGGAUGCUGCUUAACCGUUGUUCUGCAAGGAUAUGUGGUGGACUGGAACUACCGCCGCAUUGCAAAGAAGUUGGGAGUCGAUCCGAGCCAUGGGCGGAGAAACGAAAUCGGCGAUUUCCCAAUAGAAUCGGCACGCAUUCAGCCAAUCUACCCUUCUUUACUAGCAGGCGCUGCUGCCGUCAUUGGCUAUGGCUGGGCUUUGCAAGCGGAGACGAGCGUGGCCGUGCCACUCGUCCUUAUAUUCGCCAUUGGCAUGCUAGUUCCAAGCACUUUCAGCAUUCUCAACACACUUAUUGUUGAUUUAUACCCCGGCUCACCGGCCACAGCCGCAGCGGCCAACAAUCUCGUCCGCUGUUUGUUUGGAGCCGGGGCCACUGCCGUUGUGGAUUACAUGAUUGAUGCCAUGGGCCGAGGCUGGUGCUUUACGUUCCUAGCACUACUCAUGGUAGCAUGCCUGCCUUGGCUUAGAUUUAUAGAGAAGCGAGGUCCUCGUUGGAGGGCUGAAAAGUUGCAGAGGAAAAACAGCACUGACAGUGAACGAGAAGCAGAGUCAGGGGCGGCAGAGACCCAAUGAGGCGAUGUCCUUUAUGACGACAUGAUUUUUUAUUUAUUUAUUUUUAUUUUUUG
Molecule: messenger RNA, 1524 nt
Organism: Trichoderma virens Gv29-8
Lineage: Eukaryota; Fungi; Ascomycota; Sordariomycetes; Hypocreales; Hypocreaceae
Exons: 1
Coding region: 47-1471 (474 amino acids)
Biological process (GO): transmembrane transport
Molecular function (GO): transmembrane transporter activity
Source: RefSeq, a predicted model, not a curated record